Molecule: messenger RNA, 5425 nt
Organism: Myxocyprinus asiaticus (Chinese sucker)
Lineage: Eukaryota; Metazoa; Chordata; Actinopteri; Cypriniformes; Catostomidae
Product: glypican-3-like
Exons: 8
Coding region: 164-1936 (590 amino acids)
Biological process (GO): cell migration; positive regulation of canonical Wnt signaling pathway; regulation of protein localization to membrane
Cellular component (GO): plasma membrane; extracellular region; cell surface
Source: RefSeq, a predicted model, not a curated record
GCUCAGAGAGCAAGUGAUGUUACCGCUGAGACACAUCGCUAUCUUUCUACUUUAAGCAAAGCAGAACGUUCCUGCGCGGGUCCUUUGAGUAUUUAAUCACAUCAAUCACGAGGAAGCGUUUUUGGUUCAUAUUUUUCUGUCUUUCAUUACAUUUGGAUUCAUCAUGACUGGACUGAAGUUGAAAGGUGCACUGAUUUUGUGCGUCCUGUUACUACCGUCCUCGCAACCGAAUAGCCAGGUGCUGGACUGUCGAGAGGUGCGCUCGUCUUUUCAGUUUUUGUACCCGGGAAUUAAAUGGACCCCAGAAAACCCAGUCUCAGGCUCAGAUCUGCAGGUAUGCCAGCCGAAAGGCCUGACUUGCUGCUCUCGGAAAAUGGAGGAGCGCUACCUGCUUGUUGCCAAACAGAAUAUGGAGUCCAGCCUCCAGGCCACCAGUGCUCAGCUCAAAGUACUUAUCAUUCAAAACGCUGCCCUGUUUCAAGAGGCGUUUGACAUGGUGCUUCGUCUGGGUCGUAAUUCAACUCUGAUGAUGAUAAGAGAGGAGUUUCCUGGUUUGGGGGCCGGGGCCAGAGGAGCCGUCACACAGUUAUUCCUGGACAUGUCUCUUUACAUCCUGGGCUCAGAUGCCAAUGUAAACGACAUGGUCUCCACCUUCUUCUCUCGCCUUUUUCCCCUCACCUACCGCCAUCUCCUUGGCAAUGGGGCUGUGGCGGGCAUCUCAGAGGAAUGCCUUCACGGGGCAUGGCGUGGAACCUCUGCAUUUGGGUCCUUUCCCAAGAUGAUGAUGACUCGACUUUCUCGCUCACUCCUGGCCACUCGGGUCUUCCUGCAAGCGCUGAACCUGGGCAUCGAAGUGGUAAAUACGACCCAGCAUCUUCGGGCAGGCAGGGACUGUGGGCGCUCACUGCUGAAGCUGUGGUACUGCCCACACUGUCAAGGGCUGCUGGAGGCUCAACCGUGCCGCCCUCUCUGCGUCAGCACCAUGGGGGCGUGUCUGGGGGGAGCGGUGGAGGUGCAGCCUCACUGGAGGGCGUACGUGGAGGAACUGGGUUCACUUGCUACUGCUAUGAGGGGGGAGCAGGACAUUGAGGCCGUGGUGCUCAGACUACACGUCAUUAUUAGACAGGCUCUGAAACAAGCCGUAGCGGCCAAAAGCAAAGUCAGCACACAGGUGAGCGGUAUAUGUGUGCAUGCACCCCCACGUGUAUCUCGAGCCGUGGCACUGUCGACAGAACACACAUCUGCCUCACCGCUGCCCCACAGCCGUUCAACAGUGAACUUUGACCCGGAUGAGACCCUCUUCGAAAGACGCAGGGAGUUUAUCUCAGGUCUGAGGGGCUUCAAUCAGUUCUACAGUGGGCUUGGAGAAGCUUUGUGCAGUAAAGAACCAGCAGCACUCAACAGCUCCCUCUGCUGGAACGGACAGGAGAUGACAGACAAGUUUCUGGGUCCAGGUCUAAAGAGAGUCCAUCCGCACGGUUCUGAAUCCAGACAAAAGCCUCCCGAACCUGUCAUCAGCCAGAUCAUCGACAAACUCAAACACAUCAAUCAGCUUUUGCGGAUGGUGACGUUGUCUGAGAAGCGAUGGAGGGCUCGACCAGGAGGGGGGACUGCAAGAAGAGAUCCAGCCAGACAGGGCCAGGGAGACGAGGAUGAGGAGGGUUUGGAGAGUGGAGACUGUGAUGAUGAAGAUGAGUGCACUGGCGUUUCUGGACUUGGGCCGCCCCCAAGACGCAAACGCCUGCGCAUCUUUGCAGACUUGGCGGAUAACUUGGCGAUCGACGACUUAACUUUUCACGAGCUGCUCCUGACUCCUAGAUUGGCCACGGACACACAUGCCGGAGCACCUGCAUCUGGAGCAGCCCAGGCGGCAUACGUUCCUAGUGGAACCUUCCUCUUUCCCAUCAUCAUCUUCAUCCUGUUGGGUCUUCAGUGAUCAUCAAUCCACUCUGACUACCUUCAAACUUUGUUUAGAGUUUUAAAGAGACACUACUGAUGUCCAUGUGUACAUACAGUUCCAUGGUUUUGGCCAAGGACAGGAAUACUUCCUCUUUUCCAUCUCAAGUCUUGCCAUAUGAACUUCUCGUUUUUAUAUUUUGUGUGGAUUCAAGGAUUUAAGUAUCAUCUCAAUGCCUAAACAAUGAAAUCUCAAUUCUUCAACAGCAUGAAGAGUACUACUUAUAUAUAUAUAUAUAUAACAACUAUGUUCUUUCCCCUCUGUGAUUGUAUGCCACAAAACAGCCAGGUGUUUUACAUUGAACAUUGCCUCCCCUCUGCUAUACACAUGCAGUUUUACACAAAGGCCAAAGCCUUCUGUAGGAAAAGGACUUAGAUCUCUUUUGAGGAGACAAAGAGGCACAGCUUUUGUGAGUGGGCACACUUAAGGAGACGGAACCAUGACUGACAGAGUCUAGGAAUACAUACAACUACACUAGUGGACAAAGACUUUCUCUGACUCCUAGUCUGUCUCACUGUAGUGAGGUUCUCCUCUGCUACUCAUUUCCUGUGCAGUAAAUGACCCUUGGAGGAGAGGACAUCAAGGCAUUGGCAUGUCGUUGUGAAACCCUCUCCUUCCAGGACGACACAGCUGUACUUCAUUUACAAAAAAAUGCCUUUAAACUGUUUUAUUAGAAUGCUGACUUUCCCCUGACUUUCUUCUGUUCUUGUAUUAUAAUUGUGUGAUUAAAUUUUUCUCUUAAAUGGAUUUCCUCUACAUUUCCUGUUUGUUUUUUGUUUGUUUUUUGCUUUUACUUCCUCCAUUUACAGAUCACUAUAGCAUUUUCAACCAUAGAAAUGUGCGCUAUGUUAAUGGCUUGAUGGAUUCACAUAUGUAAGGCCAUUUGUAAGGUUUUCUUUAUUUUUACAUCUUCAUUUACAAAGGGCUAAACCUAUCAUUUUAGAUCAGAAUGUUAUUGCUUGAGGAACCUGGUGUGUCCAAACACUGUUUUCCAUAACCUGUGAAGUUAUUCAUUACUGAUCUCUGUUAAUUACUCAACAGCAUGUCGUUAUUCAUAAAGUGUGUUGUAGACAAAAGUGUCAUAAAGUGAAAGAAUGCUAGAAUCAGCAGCUAGAGAUGCACCAGUGUAUCAACCAAACAUCGGUUACGGCCGCUAAAAGCAAUUAUCUGCACUAUUGUAAAUCAGCUGAUUGUUUAAAAACAGCCAAUGAUAAGGGCCAGUUAUUUCUUGUCUAAAGGGGACAGAAAAACAUGUCCGACAAUUAGCCUGUAACUUGUGUUGUGUGUGUCUCAUAUGUGGAAUUACUUUAAAUUGGGUUACAUACAAUGACAGAAGUUUUGCAAUUUGUAAGCUUUGCACUGCUAGAAUUUCAAGAGGUGGAAAGUUCAAACUUUUAAGACUACUGAUUUGAUUACUCACCUUAAAGCUCGACACAGCAAUGAAUAUGACGAGUUUGUUAAAGCUACAGUAGAGGCAGCUUCAGCUAAAAAAGGACAAGCUUUAUUCAGAAUUCAGUUAGUGUUGGGGGGCCUCCAGGAACAGUGUUGGGAACCACUGGUCUACAGCACACAACAAUACCCGCCCACUUUUUCAGCCAUCAGCGGUCGCCACAGGGCUCGUUUGGCAUGCUUUGUUCGCUGGAUUCUCUGAUUGGUGGAUAAUUUCCCUUCAUUACCAUGUGUAGUGUAGUUCUUUACCAGAAAUUCCAUUUUUAAACAUAAAUUUUUUAUUAUUAAGUUGAAAUAACAUGGACUGAUGGCUUUAACAGAAGCAUAUACCAUAGAUUAACAACCACAGAGCUCACGAUAGGUCUGUUUUUAAAGGUUUAUAUUGUAGGUUAUCGUUAAAAUCAGUUUGCCUAUGAAGGUUUACUUCCGGUACCAAACCGUUGCACUCUAUUGGUAAAAAGCUGUACCAGACUUUUGUAGUGCUACCACCUACCACUACCAGACAUCACAGUGGGUAUGGUGGUUUUCUUUGUGGUGAAUGUAGUAUUAGAUUUAAGCUCUAUGUCUAAUUUGACUAAAACAUUUUUCCACACAUCACAGCAUGGUUAAUAUCGUGCUUUAUUUUCCAAGCUCAAGUUAUGGGUUCAUGUGGUUCUUUUGGAGUAAUGACUUCUUUUGUGCCACCCUCCCCAACAGGCCAGUGAAAAGAGUUCUUGAUAUGGUUGACUGGUGCACCUUCACUCCGUUCUCAGCCACUGAACCCUGUAGCUCCUAUAAAGUGAUCACGCCUCUCUGUAGCUUCUCUCACAACUCUCCUUGUUCAUGUAGAAUGUUUUGAGAGCCGAUGUUUUCUGGUCAGUUUGAUUGAGGCGCUACUUACUGAUAAUUGUGCCAACAGCGCCCAUCCAAAACACUCAGAUAAUGUUUUGUACAUUUUUCCUAAUUUAAACAUUUGUUUUACUUUUUCUCUAAUUUCUUUCUAAUGCUCUUUUGUCUUCAUUUUCACAGCUGUCCUUCAGAUCUACAGCCUAGAUAAUGAUCACUUAACUGUGGGGAUUUAUCCAGAAUAGUUAUUUUAAUGAGUCACAGGUAGAGGCCAAUUUUUAGGCAAUUGUGUCCUUGUUGGAGCAAUUGUUUUGCAUCUGUGUAAACUUAGAGCUUCUCAAAUACCAUAACUGAACUUUAUGCAAGACACAUUUCAGAUUAUUUGAUUUCACAUUAAAAUAAUACAAUUUUAUUUACAGUGCUUAGAGAGAGAAAUAAUAAUAAAAAAAAAUAUCACAAAAAACACAAUCCUAAAAUGGGAUUUUAGAAGAUUUAAUAAAAGGAACUAGUUAAGGGUCUGAAUACUAAUGGAAGGCAUUGUAUAAUAGAAGAAUAUUAACAGUGAUACACUUUAUGUUACACAGUAAUACACACACUAUGCUGAAAAGAUGCAUAAUGCUUAUUUUUCACAGUAAGUUUGAAAGUAAACAUCAGAACAAAUUUUCCAAACAAACUAUGGCUGAUGGAGUGAAUUAAAAAAAUCUCAACUUAAUUAGAACAAAUAGUUUGUUUUCAUAUUGUAUGUACUAAAUAAAUUAUAUGCUUCUACCAGUAAUGGAAUGUGCUGAGUACCAUAAUUAAACUCUGAAUUCUGCAAUAUUGUUUAUACUGGUACUGAUUGCACUGUGGGGGAGCAUUCAGGGGCCAUUUGGCACAUUUGAGCACUUGAGCUUGGUUUGAGCUGUUCAAUAACCAGAGCGACGGGGGAGAGGGAUAAAAUGGAGCCCUUCAUUCACGCCAGGUUACAGUUACUAGAACCUUAUAUUGAUGAAAGAAAUGUCCUGUCACUGUACCUGUCCUUUUUGGUUACUCUGUGUUCAUAAUGUUUGAUGGCCAUUACUGGUUUUCAAAGGUCAACACUGUAAUUUAAGUGUAUAAAAUACAGUACAACCCAAAUGCUGUUUAUUUGUGACAAUAAAGUACAUGUGUUCUAAUUUAAAUGUUUUAAUGUAAAUGAUAAUUGAAUUAAAAUGA